Molecule: messenger RNA, 3349 nt
Organism: Paramuricea clavata
Lineage: Eukaryota; Metazoa; Cnidaria; Anthozoa; Malacalcyonacea; Plexauridae
Source: the annotation of a GenBank genome assembly
AUGUGUCACCAUAAAUGGCUAAAUUGGCUGGAUGGUGAUGUUGAUCAUGUCAGGGUGAUUUCAUUCGAUCUCAAGAAAGCCUUUGAUUUCGUUUCUCACAACAUCAUUUGCAAGAAGCUAGGAAAAACCAACAUUAAUCCAUAUGUAAUAAAUUGGAUUAGAAAUUUUUUGACUGAUAGGAGACAAAGAGUAAUAGUAAACGGAAUAAAAACAAAUUAUGUAGACAUAAACAAAGGAGUACCGCAAGGAACAGUUCUUGGACCAUUUCUAUUUUCCUUAAUGAUAAAUGAUCUAACAGUCAAAGAUCCAAAUAACAACAUACUAGUCAAAUUUGCAGAUGAUAUGACUGUUAGCGCUCCAGUGAAAAAUAAUUAUGACUCCGCACUAGCUGAGGUAGACAAUAUUGAAAAAUGGACGGAAACAAACAGAAUGUCAUUAAAUCUAGGUAAAACAUGGGAAAUGGUUGUAAGUGGCAAAUCAACAAAUCCUUUACCAGAACCAAUAACGGGUAUCGAACGCAAGACUUGGCUGAAACUAUUGGGAACCACACUGCAGAAUGAUCCAAAUUGUUGGGACCUUCAAGUUAAUAAUUUGAUAUCUAAAGCUAGUAGUCGAAUGCACAUCUUGAGAAUAUGCAGAUCGUAUGGCUACUCUAAAAAAAAUUUAACAAUUCUCUUCGACGCACUUAUUAUGUCUUUAUUUUCUUAUGGAAUCGAAGUAUGGGGUUCUGCACUUGAAAAGAAGUACCUGGAACGGAUUGAUAAAUUUCUUAGGCGAGCAUACAGAUAUGGAUACACAACAAAAAGUGUUCAGAUAAUUGAUGUGAUUAAAGAAAGAGACAUGAGUUUAUUUGAAAAAAUAUGUAGCAACCCAGACCACCCUUUAUACGAACUACUUCCUCCUAAAAGACAAAGACCGUUAAGAGAACGCGAACACGAUUUCAUAUUACCUAAGGUUAAAACAGAAAGAUUCAAACGGUCGUUUUUAAAUAGGUGUUUUUUUAAUAAUUUUAGCUAAAAUAAUUAACUUAGAUACAUAAUAAUAACUUAGUCUUAGUCUUUUUAAGAAUUCUACCUAAGAAUAAUUAACUUAGAUACAUAAUAAUAAUUAAGUUUAUUUUUUUUUUUUGGAACCUUGUACAUGAGAAUUUUAAAUGUAAAGUCACACGUCUGUUGUGGCUAUGUUUAAUAAAGACUUAAUAAUAAUAAUAAUAAUAAUAAACCCCCCUCGACCGCAUAUCAUAGCAUGGUCUACGUUGAAAGGCACUCCACAUACGCAGUUUGAUGGGAUAUCACUAAGUGGCCAAUCGUAUCUCAGCUUCAAAGCAUCCUUAAACUCUUGCUUGUUCAAAUUGAAACCCAUAUCUGAAAUUGGCAGAACUUAAGCUUGUAGCCAAGCAGAAGCUCCUUUUUCUGAGGCAAGGUCUAGCAUACGUUUUGAUUUUGGCGAUACUGAGUUGAUAAUCAGAUCAGCUUUCUCUUUUGCGAUUUCAUUUUUCACUUGCCUUGCUUUCCUUUUCAGUGCUUGUACGUCCGAUUGGUCAGGUAAUUCAUGCAUUUGUGAUUCAAUUUGACGUACUAGUGAACCUGUUACUUGCAUAGAGGCUGCGUAUUCCUUCGUUGCUUCAUGACAUGGAUUUGGAAUUCCUAGACCACCAUUUCGUACGGGUAAAGCGAGAAUGACGCGUUCGAGCUGGGUGCAUUCAUGAUUUGUCAACGCCGGUAGAAAGAUGUUGGAAAUUGCAUCUCUAAAGGUUGUAUCAAAUCUUGGAUGUCUGGUAAUGUUCGGAGAAAAUAUGUCCAUCGGUGUUUCAGACCAAACAUAUGUACCGCGUAGCUCGCUUGAGGUUGUGACACCGCAAAUUUGGCUAGCUUGGUUACUUCUUCUAACCAUCCCUCGACUUUCUCAUUAACAUAUUCAACCAAAUAUGACCGUGAUCCCACAGCUGCUCCUAGAUGUUUCCGUCCUUGCGUUGUUAUGUCAAUUGUUGUUUCCCCAAAUGACCCUCUUGCAAUAUUUUCUUUCUGCGGUUUUACGAUCAACCAACAUUUUCUCACCUUUUGGGUAAAAACCAUAAUCAGGCCCGAUUUCAGAUAACGUAUCCCACCACUUGUUUACCUCUGUUACAGACCCUGCACUACUUGCAUCGUCUGCAAACCAGCACUGCUUGGCAGAACUUACAACAUGGAGGUGUCUGAUGAGUGGCUGAAGACUAAUUGCGUAGAUGGCCGUUGACAAGGGUCACCCUGUGUUGUUCCUUCCGAAGAUUUCAACUCCUGCCCACCCACUACAAACAAUCGUGACGGUAGUCUGUACGUGUUGAUGGCGUAGACUGCAAUAGAUGGGCAGAGGACACUGGAAUUAUGAAGGGCAGCAGCCCUGUUUAAGGCAUUAUUAUAAUAAUAAUAAUAAUAAUGGAAACUUUAUUUAUUGAUUAUUAGGAUAUAUACAACUACAAAGAUAAACCUCGCUUUACAGGUAGUUUAUCAAUGUCUACUUGAAUUGAUACUAUAUAUUUAUUGUACAAUAAUUAUUUUAAGAAGGAUUAUAUUAACAUUAAUUUUGGUUAUCCCACACCUUGUUUCGUUUACAAAAUACAUAAUAUGAUGUUCGUAUACAUAUGUUCACGAUUUGCUUUUUUAUGUAUUUACUAUACUUGGCAUCACAUUUAAGGCUACUUAGCAUGCCAUCGAAAUUUUCAGAAGAUCGGCCAAAAACUCCGAGGGUACUCAAGGAUAAAUUGACGAGCUUGACUUUAUCAUAAUCUGCUUCCUGCUCAUUGAUUAGAUCACGGUAGAUUUAAACGGAACCAAUCUCCUUAUAUUAGCUGGAACAAACGUUGUGGCUGAUCUUGUUGGAAGGAAGGAAAAGAGAACUGGAAAGGAGCAGGAACCUUUUUGGAGGGGGAGGAUGAAAAAACAAAUUAAGGAUAUAGAGAGUAACAUCACCAGAUUGGAACAAUGAAGGCUAGAUAAAUUGGAAAGUAAAUACUGGAAAGUAAGACUUCAGAAAAAGUAUUUCGUAAAGAAUAAGGGAGUAUGAACAGUAAUUGAGGAACUGAAACAGAGAGUGAAGGCAAUAAAGGCAAAUUAGAAAGUAUGAUGCUAGAAAUGAUACUUUUCAUAAAAAUAGGCUGUUUGAAACAAAUCAGAGGCUUUUGUUCGAGAAACUAGUGGGGAUGGAAAGAGGAAUUGAUGUCAAGCCCAAUGCGGAAGAGAGUACAACAUUCUGGAAUGGAAUAUGGCGACAAGAUGUAAGGCAGAAUGAGAAAGCUGAGUGGAUGAGAGAUAUUGAGGAAAAGUGCAAAGAUAUUAAAAGACAGGAUGAUAUCAAAAUAAACGUAGAGGAU